AUGACAAUGUCUAGUCCAGCCUGUCCAGGAGCCUCCCAUUUCCUUACUUUCGGAAGCACCCUGUGGCCUGGCAUAUUCUUGUUUACAGUAGUUGUUGGACCAGACAGGUCUCAAAUUGAUGAUGUUUUUGGAUUAACAGUGGUAAAGCUCCCUGACACUAUCUAUGCGGCCUGUUUCUCUGCACUGCCUGGCUCACAAAUCACGCAGUUGCAGCAGAGCAGGCAUAUGGAUCCGAAUGGAACAGCAACACAGUCAACAUCCAGCGCAGGUGCAGAGGUUGACAUCAGGCAGGAAACAGCAUUGUUUUUGUGCGAUUUCGGUAGUUUUAUUGCCUGGUAUGACUACAGUUGA
Messenger RNA from Suillus subalutaceus, 351 nucleotides. RefSeq lists its product as uncharacterized. Bases 1 to 351 code for a protein of 116 amino acids. The record is from RefSeq and is a predicted model, not a curated record. The transcript is spliced from 5 exons. NCBI's taxonomy places the organism in Eukaryota, Fungi, Basidiomycota, Agaricomycetes, Boletales, Suillaceae.